CUGUAACAUGACUGGCGUUGAGGAACAAGAGGUGUUCAUGUAUGUAGCGAAUUCCGGUAAGGAAAAGGAAUGGGGUUAAAGCGGUGGCUGGGGAAGGGGCAGUGGGGCCCUUCCCCACCGCAUGCCCCAUUCCAGCUGCCUCUGAAGCUGCCUCUGCCUGUACGUCAACAACGGGGCCACACACACACCUAGUGCCGUACACCCUGUAUUACAUUAGGAAGGUAAUCCUAGUUCACCUCUGUCCAUUGUUCUAUCCGAGGGUAAGGGUUCUCAUAUGUCUCCAUAAAUGCCAGAAAAUCCCUUUCCCGCAUGCCACCGCCUAUGCAGGCAACCACGACAUUGGUGAAGCGGGCAUUAAGUGCCUAUCGGAUGCUCUGGAGCGCCACGACGGGUUGGACGUCCUCAAUAUCGUGGGUGUUCCCCUUACACGCACAGGUGUUGGGCACAUCACUGAAGCCCUAAAAAGGAACCCCCGAGUGCUGUCUGGCGGUCUGGGCAUCAUUAAAAAGGUUAAAGAGGUCCCUGGAAACGGUGGUAGAGAUGAAAACUCUCCUCGAGAGAACAUUGUUACCCCCACAGAGGUCAUCAAUCUGGAACUGAUCAAGGCACUGGCUAAGCGUGGUGCAAAUUUGUUGUGCUAUGCAAACAACCUGACCCGCGAGGCUCAGGCAGCACUGGGUCUUGACUGGGCCGCCGGGGGUGAGGAUGGUAACCAGGCGACGUGCAAAAAGCUGCUGGACGUGGUGUUUGAAUGGAAGGAAAUUGAGAUGCGAAGGAGGGCGAAGGAUGACCUUGUGGAGUUGCUGGUGAUCAGCCCUGAGGAUGCGGAAAGGUUCCCCUGGGAGGUUUCCAAUGUCAACCUCGCUAGGAAAGGACUUGUCACAAAACACAUCACGUCGCUCAUAAAAAUGCUCGAGCGGAGCCCUGACGUCCGAACGCUGGACCUCUCUGGUAACCCGUUUAUUGGCGGCACGGGUGUAACGAGCCUGGUGGCUGCCAUCAAGGACGCUAGGCUCAGUACCAUUGAAGCCAUCCACAUCAGCAAAUCUGGCCUCACUGCAGACACUAUGAAAGACGUCACUAUUGCAUUGCCAUCCCUCAAGACCUUGGACGUAUCAGGUAACAGUAUUGGUGAUGACGGCAUAAGGAAUCUGCUGACGGGGCAGCAGCUACCCAACAUGACAGAACUUUACAUCAAGGAUGCUGGUCUUACUGAUGCCGGCAUCCAUCACAUCACCGGGGUAAUGCAAUCAAUCUCCAACUUGAGGGUCUUGGACAUUUCAGGCAACGGACUCAAAGACGAAGGCAUACGAAGCCUGGCAGACCUACUUGAACACCACAGCUCUCUUAAAGAGUUGCGCCUGGAUGGACUGCCAUUCACCGUACAUGUGUCGCGAUACCUUGGAAGGGCGCUUGUGCGGAAUCCCAUGGUUUUGUCUGGAGGAACACUUUCCAUCUCAGAUGCUGGUGAUAAAGCCAUCUGCAGCCUGCUGUCCGAGUUUGUGCAGUGCCGAGGAGCGAAGCUAAAUUGUAAGCCCAGCUCCAUCGUUUUUAAGGCCACGGACUGGAAGCAGGUUCAAGUCUCCUACGUCAGCAGCGUAUUGGCAGCGAAGGCGGGGCUGCUCUGCAGUGGUUCAUGCAGAGCACGCGCACACAAUGUGAAUGAGACGCGCGAUGAAAGUGUCCAAAACCUCUUUGACGGUCGCUUAGCUACCAAAUGGGUGGACUUGGAAUCGGAUUUGGGUUGGAACGGCC
Astrephomene gubernaculifera is the source of this 1755-nucleotide messenger RNA. NCBI's taxonomy places the organism in Eukaryota, Viridiplantae, Chlorophyta, Chlorophyceae, Chlamydomonadales, Astrephomenaceae. The record is from the annotation of a GenBank genome assembly.